Messenger RNA from Exserohilum turcica Et28A, 303 nucleotides. RefSeq lists its product as uncharacterized. Gene Ontology annotation, molecular function: deoxyhypusine synthase activity. Gene Ontology annotation, biological process: peptidyl-hypusine biosynthetic process. Bases 1 to 303 code for a protein of 100 amino acids. The record is from RefSeq and is a predicted model, not a curated record. Gene Ontology annotation, cellular component: cytoplasm. NCBI's taxonomy places the organism in Eukaryota, Fungi, Ascomycota, Dothideomycetes, Pleosporales, Pleosporaceae. The transcript has 2 exons.
AUGGCCACCCACUCGUCGGCACCUGCCGGCGCCACAGAUGCCGUCCUGAAGCCCUCGGAGCCUGUGCCGGCGGGCGUGCAAGAGGUGCAGGGCAUCGACUUCAAUCAGUAUGCGGCGCGCAGCAUCACCGUCGACGAGCUCGUGGGCGGCUACGCCACCAUGGGCUUCCAGGCCACCGCGGUCGGCGAGGCGGUGCGCAUCAUCAAUGGCAUGUGCCAGCACCAGCACCAGCACCAGCACCAGGUGCGGAGGCAGACUGUCCGUGCGCCGCUGCGCCCGCGCCAUGCCCCGAACCAGCACUGA